This is a messenger RNA of Aphidius gifuensis, 3219 nucleotides long. Its product is annotated as cilia- and flagella-associated protein 298. Gene Ontology annotation, biological process: regulation of cilium movement. The transcript has 6 exons. Bases 54 to 926 code for a protein of 290 amino acids. The record is from RefSeq and is a predicted model, not a curated record. Lineage: Eukaryota; Metazoa; Arthropoda; Insecta; Hymenoptera; Braconidae.
UCCAUUAAAUAACCUUGUAUUUUCACGUUGAUAUAAUUAUUUUAUCAAUUAAAAUGGUACGUUUGCAUAUUAAAAAAGGAGACGAAAGUCAAUUUUUAUAUGACACAUCAGUUGAUGCGCUUGUUGAUGAUGUCAUAAAUGACGUUACUUUUAUCUACAAUGGUAGAUUAAAAGUUUCAAGAAUUUGCUACGAGUUGGAGGAGCUUGGAAAACAUGGUACAAUGUUGCCACAAGACAUGAUGGGUUUGACUGAUGAACAAGUUGAAGAGCUAAAGCUUAAAGAUGAAUGGGGUAACAAGUGUAAUCCAAUGGGUGGAUGGACAUUUAACAGAGACACAAUUGGUCGAAGAAAUGGUCAUCAGCCAAGUGAAAAAAUGCAACAAGUAUUUACAAAAGCUAUUGAAGAUGCUCGAGCAAUGACAUCAAAAAAAUUAGUGGCUCAAGAAAAACUUGUUAAUUUGAAAUUAAUCCAAGAAGCAUUGGAUAUACUUCGAGGAUCUGUCAUGAUUGUUUAUCCAAUGGGUCUUCCACCUCACGAUGUCAUUCGCCAAGAGUUUGAAAAUACCGAGGAUUUAAGUGGUACUCAAGCAUCGCUAGAAGUAAUGGAUAAUCAAUUGGCUCAGCUUUGGUUCUCCGGAAAGGAAUUAUUACGUGGAAAAAAGUUGAAAGACUUUUUGGGUAAUAAUGAAAAAACAAAAGUUGUUGUUAAACUACAAAAACGAGGAUCAGGAAGACCUGGUCGCGAACCCUUGAUGACAGAAGAUGAACAAAAAAAAUUAAUGCUGAGUGCUUAUCGACGUCAGGAAGAAAUGAAGAAACUUGAGCAAGACGAUGACGACGAGUAUCUCAACUCCUCCUGGGCCGACAGCAGCAGUUUGAAGCGACAAUUUCAGGGCUUGAGUAACAUCUCAUGGAGGCCUCACUAAAUAAAUAUUUAUUGACCAAAGACAUUGUGUUUGACAAGGGACAACACGUUUAAUUAUUUUCCCCAACGUAAAUGGCUAAUUAAAAACAAAAAAAUUCUUUUUUUUUUUAAAUAAAUUGCCAGUUGUACUUGUCAAUAUAAUCUUUGGUUUUAUUAUUACAGAGUGAACCAGAUAAUCAUUUUGAUAAUAAAAUUUAAAUAUUUAAAUAAUGCUCAACAAAUUCAACAGUGUGAAUGAAAUUCACUUGACAAAUUUUCCAUUUUUUUUUUUCAUUUCAAUAAAUAAAUUUUAAGUAAUUUUCAAUCAUUUAAAGUGUUAAAAUAUUGCGAGUCAAAUAUUAUUAUUAUUUUCAAUUGUUGAUGAUGAAAAAGAUCCUUUGUUUAAUAUUAAUUGCUAGAUUUAAAAAUAAAAAAAUGUCAUUUGACAAUGAGCAGAGUUGUCAAGCUGACAAGGACAAUUGGCCUGGUUCACUCUGAGACAAAAAGACAAUGAAUUUUAUAAUAAAAAAAGUUGAAAUAAAAAGAUAAAAAUUCAAUUCACAAAUCACGUAAUAUCAAAGCCACGUUAUUUACCAAUUACUAAUAUGAAAUUUAAAAAAAAGAUAAAUAAAAUUACAUAAUGAGUAAAUGAAAAUAAUAUUUAAAAAAUUGAAUCAAUAAUUUUGCUUGCAGCGUGACCAUGACGCUUUUAAUUUACAAUAAUUGUGCAUUGUAUUAUCGUCGCACGAUGCAACAAUUUUUCUCUCGCUACACAUACACAUACACAAAAACAUUAAAUUAUAAUAAACCAAAACAAAUAAAAAAAUAAAGACUAAAACAUCUUUGUACUUGUGGUAAAAUUGGCUUGAAUUAUUAUAUUAUUAUUAUAUUUACACAAUUUUUAUUUUAUAUAUGAAUACAAGUGAUAAUUUAAAGGAAAAAACAAAAUUGUUUUUCGUUUACUGAACAUUAGAAGGAAGCUUGGAAUUGUAUGAGAUGCAGAUGUGUAUAUAAGCUUGUGAAUAAUUCAUUUAAAAAAAUUAUUGAUUUGUCUAAAAUAUAUAUACAUACAAAAAAAUAUAAAUAAAUAAAUAAUAAAACCGCUCCUUGAUACUGCAUCGCAGCCGUCCAAUUAUCAGGCUGUCACUGAACUUAUUGAGCAUGUAAAUGUCGUCCAAAUUAUUGAUCAAACAAUUCUUCCUCGAUGCUUUUUAACGUGUUAAAUAAAUAUUCAUUUCUUUUUAUUAAAAUUAUUUCAGUGACACAAGUGAUCAAAUAUGUAGGCUUAUCAAAAAAAUUUAAAUACUACAACAAUUAUUAAUUAACAAAAAACAAAAUAUUAAUUAUUAUAUAUUUUUAUGUUCAACCACAAACAGCAAAUUAAUUUUAUUAUUUACAUUAAAAUGCAUAAAUACAUAAUAUCAAAUUUCCCAAGAGGAAAGCACACGCACAUAAAAUCAUUGGUCAAAAAAUCGAAACACUAAAAAUACAAAUAAACAAAAUUAUUUAAAUAAAAUAAAAACUCGCUAAAAAUAUCAACGAGAUAAUUAUAUAAAAAAUUUAAUAAUAAAAAAAAAAACUAAAUUGUUUUUAUGAAUUAAGAACAAGUUGUCUGUGAUCUACAAUAAAUGAAAAAAAAAAAUAUUUAAAAAAGUAUAUUAAUAAUAAAAUAAUGUACAUUAAUUCAAGUCCAGAGGAUAAUUUAAAAAAAAAAAUAAAUAAAAUGAACCGAAUAUUGUGGAGUCAUCCGAUGGAAAAAAUUGUACGAUUUUAGUGGCAGAAUUUUGAGCAAUAUAUAUGUAUGAAAAAAAACUUAUUUAUUUUUCUUUUUUGCAAAAAAAAAUAAACAACAAACAACCUAGUUGAAAUAUUAAAAGACGAAAAAAAAUUGUAUAAAAAAUUUUGACAGUUAAUUGUCAUUGUCCAAGGGCUGGGACAGAUUUAAAAAAAGAAGAAAAAAAAAAAUCUUAUUUAUGCUUGUUAUUAAUCUUGUUCCACUUUGCAAGUGUGAAGGAAUCGAGUGCAUAAAAACGUUCAAUAAAUUAAAUACAAUUGCACUUUUCCCAUCACUAUUUAUAAUACAAAAUAAAAAUUUAAUUAAAAAACAAAAUGAGACUUUAGAUUUAGACUAGUUAUACUAAAAAAAAAACACACCAAACAAACACGACAAAAUAAUUUAUUUAUCCCUUAAUCUGGCCACUUGUUUUAAUUAUUAAUAUAAAUCAUUGCCACAUAUUUCAUUGUCAAAAUCGCGUCCUUUUAAGAAUAAAAAAUAAAUUUUUCUAAUAAUAAUAAUGGUGAAUUAUUAAUUUCAU